Molecule: messenger RNA, 3183 nt
Organism: Zeugodacus cucurbitae (melon fly)
Lineage: Eukaryota; Metazoa; Arthropoda; Insecta; Diptera; Tephritidae
Product: cytoplasmic aconitate hydratase
Exons: 13
Coding region: 236-2932 (898 amino acids)
Biological process (GO): citrate metabolic process; tricarboxylic acid cycle
Cellular component (GO): mitochondrion; cytosol
Molecular function (GO): aconitate hydratase activity; 4 iron, 4 sulfur cluster binding
Source: RefSeq, a predicted model, not a curated record
GAUAACAUAUACCAUUUAGACAUAUAUAACGUUUUACUUGCUCGUACAACAUCGUUAAACUGAUUUGUGUUGAUAAUUCGCAAUUCGCAUAUCGAUACGAAUUCUAUUGCUGGGCUACUACUCCAGCAUUGCCAUUUGUUUGUGAGAAUCAUUUGUGCUCGGACGUGCCUCCGGUGAAAUUGUUGUUUCUCUUCUUAUUCCGGUUAUUUAUACUAGUUGAUACAAACUGAAAACAAUGGCCGGUGCCAAUCCUUUUGCGCAGUUUCAGAAGUCGUUUUCCUUGAAUGGAACAACAUACAAAUACUUUGACUUGGCUUCAAUUGAUCCAAACUAUAAUAAACUACCGUACUCAAUACGCGUACUCUUGGAAUCGGCAGUGAGGAACUGCGACAACUUUUAUGUACUCGAAAAAGAUGUGCAAAACAUUUUGGCUUGGUCGCCUGAUUUAAGACAAGGUCAAAAUGAUGUGGAAGUUUCCUUCAAGCCGGCGCGUGUUAUACUGCAGGAUUUCACUGGUGUUCCCGCUGUUGUGGACUUUGCAGCGAUGCGCGAUGCUGUUUUAAAACUUGGAGGUGAUCCCGAAAAAAUCAAUCCAAUUUGCCCUGCUGAUUUGGUAAUCGAUCACUCGGUUCAAGUGGAUUUCACAAGAAGCACGGAUGCUGUGGCAAAGAAUGAAAGUUUGGAAUUUCAGCGCAACAAAGAGCGUUUUACAUUCUUAAAGUGGGGUGCGCGCGCUUUCAACAACAUGUUAAUUGUUCCACCCGGUUCAGGUAUCGUUCAUCAAGUAAAUUUGGAAUAUCUGGGUCGUGUUGUAUUCGAGGAAGGUAGCGGUAAUACAAAAUUGCUCUAUCCUGACAGCGUUGUCGGUACCGAUUCGCAUACGCCCAUGAUAAACGGCUUAGGUGUACUUGGUUGGGGUGUUGGAGGUAUUGAAGCUGAAGCUGUUAUGUUGGGUCAAUCGAUUUCCAUGUUGCUGCCAGAGGUAGUUGGCUACAAGCUUGUUGGAAAGUUGGGACCACUUGUUACAUCCACUGAUCUGGUGUUGACUAUUACCAAAAACCUAAGGCAAUUAGGUGUCGUUGGCAAAUUCGUUGAAUUCUAUGGUCCUGGUGUAGCCGAGUUGAGCAUAGCAGAUCGUGCCACCAUCGGUAAUAUGUCACCUGAAAAUGGUGCCACUGUAAGCUUCUUCCCCAUCGACGAAAACACUUUGGCUUAUUUGAGACAAACAAAUCGGUCAGAGGAAAAAAUUGAGGUUAUCCGUGAAUAUUUGAAAGAAACUGGACAACUACGUGAUUAUAACGAUGUCUCGCAAGAUCCAAAAUACUCACAGACUCUUACUCUUGACUUGUCAACUGUGGUUACGUCUGUUUCGGGUCCUAAACGGCCACAUGAUCGCGUUGCAGUUACAGAUAUGAAGGGCGACUUCCAGUCCUGUCUAGUCAAUCCUGUCGGCUUCAAAGGAUUCGCUAUUGCUCCAGAAGCGCUACAAGCCGCCGGCCAAUUCCAAUGGGAUAAUGGCAAAACUUAUACUAUUCGCCAUGGUUCUGUUGUGAUUGCUGCAAUUACAUCUUGUACAAACACUUCCAAUCCGUCGGUUAUGUUGGGAGCCGGUCUACUUGCCAAGAAGGCGGUGGAAAAGGGUCUCUCAGUGAUGCCUUACAUCAAAACCUCACUAUCACCUGGAUCUGGCGUAGUCACCUAUUAUCUACAAGAAUCAGGCGUUAUUCCAUACUUACAGCAGUUAGGUUUUGACAUUGUCGGCUACGGUUGUAUGACAUGUAUCGGCAAUUCUGGACCACUCGACGAUAAUGUUGUGAAUACCAUCGAGAAGAACGGCUUGGUGUGCUGUGGUGUUUUGUCGGGCAACCGUAACUUCGAGGGUCGCAUUCAUCCUAACACGCGCGCCAACUACUUGGCUAGUCCACUGUUGGUUAUUGCUUACGCAAUUGCUGGUCGCGUCGAUAUUGAUUUUGAAACCGAACCAUUGGGUGAGGGACCAUCUGGCGAAAAGGUAUUCUUGCGUGAUAUUUGGCCAACCCGCAAUGAAAUCCAGGAUGUGGAGAGUAAACACGUCAUCCCAGCUAUGUUCAAGGAAGUUUACAGCAAAAUCACAUUGGGUUCUGAAGACUGGCAGAAGAUUGAGGUGGCUGAAAGCAAAUUAUAUCCAUGGAACAGUGAAUCUACAUACAUUAAGCAUCCACCAUUUUUCGAUGGCAUGACUCGCGAAUUACCACCACUGAAGGGUAUUCAAAACGCACGCUGCUUAUUGUUUUUGGGCGAUUCCGUGACAACAGAUCAUAUAUCGCCAGCCGGUUCGAUCGCUAGAAAUUCGCCAGCUGCACGUUAUCUAUCCGAACGCGCUUUGACACCACGCGAUUUCAACUCGUAUGGAUCACGUCGUGGCAAUGAUGCAGUGAUGGCGCGCGGUACAUUCGCAAAUAUACGUUUGGUUAACAAAUUGGUGAGCAAAACCGGUCCACGUACCGUACAUAUACCAAGCAGCGAAGAAUUGGAUGUAUUCGAUUGUGCCGAUCGUUAUCGUGAAGAUGGCACACCUUUGGUGUUGAUAGCAGGUAAAGAUUACGGUAGCGGUUCUAGCCGCGAUUGGGCUGCUAAGGGCCCCUUGUUGUUGGGCAUCAAAGCUGUUAUUGCCGAGUCUUACGAACGUAUUCAUCGCUCGAAUUUGGUUGGUAUGGGCAUCAUACCGUUGCAAUUCUUACCAGGACAAAACGCAGAAACUUUCAAUCUAACUGGCCGUGAGGUAUACAACAUUUCUAUACCAGAGAGCGGUUUGAAACCAGGCCAAAAGAUACAAGUGGAGGCUGAUGGCACAGUUUUCGAUACUAUUGUAAGAUUCGACACUGAAGUCGAUAUUACCUACUACAAGAACGGUGGAAUUCUCAACUACAUGAUCCGCAAAAUGUUUGCUUAAAUAAAAUUAAGGCGCAGCAAUAUAUAUACCAUGUUGAAUUUGUUUACGCGUGAAGCAACUACAAGGAAGAUUUUUCUUAAAGCCGCUUAAUAUUCAGCAUUGAGACUUUCCAGUUAUGCAUGAAAUGCAAAAUCUUUUAAAUUAUAAGGCAUGAUGGUUAAAAGGGUAAUUUCAUAUUUACAAACAUGAUAUAUAAUAAAAUAUAUAUAUACAUACAAUUUAUAUAAAAUAUAAUAUGCAGAAUGCUUGAA